Porites lobata is the source of this 13706-nucleotide messenger RNA. The record is from the annotation of a GenBank genome assembly. Lineage: Eukaryota; Metazoa; Cnidaria; Anthozoa; Scleractinia; Poritidae.
CGGAAAUGUAUAUUUGCAUAAUUUACUUUGGGAGGGUUUGAUCAGUAGUCAUUUCAGGUGGGCGCGAUACUUUCAGGGAGAAAGUGUUUUACUGACCUAACUUGGCUGGACAAAACUGGCAUCGCUCAGGUGACUUGAAACGUCUACGUUAAUUUCUAAACUGAUUUUCGUUAGCCUUGUUGUACUUUGUUAUUUUUGAAUUUAAUUCGUCUUUGUUUUCAUCACAAAGAUAUUUUUUACUCAGGUUGUAGCAGUUGAAUUAUGUAAUUGGAAAUCUUUGUACCCCUAAAAAUGCACCAAUAAUUUGUUUCCGUACCAAUAGCAAGCUCUUAAAAGGUGAAAGCAGAGUUCGGACCUUGCUUACUUUCCUCUAUCCGAUGGAGAAAUAUUCAGUUCAGUUGUACCGUCAGAUUAAUGAUAGUGCGGCGUUUAAAUCAACAGUUGGCAAAAAUUAUUUCAAAGACUGAACGCCUAAAUCCAUGAUGAAUAUGUGCUUUUUGCGGCCAAGCUGGAGGAAAAAAAACUAGCGAAGAGACCUACAACACUAUAAUUUUCAUCGAACAGGGAAUUUAUUUUAUUUUUUUCAUUUUAACUGGCUUGGGCUUCUGAAUCGUGCAAGGGUUACAUAACCAAUUUGGUUCAGGGUUAGAAUUUUUACGAGUUGUCUUACUCAGCUGAAAAUAUAACUCAAAUAAUUCCUAAUUGAACCAUCCAGCAAACAUUUUUGUUCUGUAUUGUUUUGUUUUAAUUAGGGAAAAUUAAGGGAUUAGAGUAUUUUGUCUAUAUCGUCAGGAAUAUUCACAGUUAAAUGGUUCUCAGAUCAGGGGUAGAGCUCAAAAAGGGCUAUUAUGAACAAAAUGGCAGAACAGGACAAGAAAACUUUAACUGUUCAGCAAAAAGUAACCUAUUUUUAUUGUUUCUUAAUCCCAUAUGAAAACAACUUAUGCAACUUAGCUUGGCUCAUUAUCUUGGUGAAAACCCUGCGACUGACUGAAUUAAAAGCAUGUCCGGGAAUAAAUUAUUUAGACAAGACGUGUCACACGCACAGUCCACUGACAGUCAACAUUAGCAUAUAAAUGGCGGAUGCACCAGCAGAAUGGAAUGAACGCGAGCUCUGCUAUAAUCGUUUCUUCCUCGUCCACUUUUUUGUACUAUGAUAAUAACUCCUUGAAUUUUGAUCAAUAUAUGUUGUAUUCAACCUUAAUUUGAAAGUCCUGCAACGAGGAUGCCAUCACGCAAGACGUAAAUAAAUAAAUAAAAAAUAAUUUGAAUUAAUAUUAAAAAGGAAAAAUUGUCCUACCGAAUAGAUGAAACUGAUAAAAAAUAUAUAUAUAUUUACAGCAUUGACUAUUCAGUGUCCUUUACCGGCUAAAAUACUCAAUAUUAAUAUUUAUUACCGACUAAAAUACUCAAACAAGACUUUUGAAUCGAUCAGGAGACUUACGCAGCUAAGCCUGUACAGAUCUUGCACGAAAGGCGCUUUUGGGGUCUUGAAACGUCUAUCGCCUAUCGUCUACUGGACCUUUUCGGAACUCGAUUUCUAUCAACUCGAGCCCGGAUUCGAUCGGAUGGCGGGAAAGGCGGCAACAGAACCGUUGUAGUGAAAGCCAAACAGCUCGGGUGCCACUCCUAAGUUAUCUGAUGCAACUUCAAAUUUCUACCGGGCAAAACUGAAGACAGUUCAAGUGCACCAAGAGCAAGGGAGAACGACUGAGGAUGUUAACACAUUCUAGAAGAGUUAAAGAGCCAUGAACGACCCCAUGAGCUGCUCGCUUGCUGGUGUCCAAAAACCGAAGACCCAUGUAAACUUAUUAAAAACUACAUGGGAAUGAUGGCUAUUUCAUAACAAACUUCGUCACAGCCCAACAGGCACGUUAUCGAUAGGGUCAUCAUUGCGGUUAGUUAACUGAUAGGGUCUUCCUUCAGUAGAUAAAAAACUGGGGCAAAAGUCCGCUCCAAAAAACCUUUCGCUGAAAAGCUUUUUUUGUCCCCAAAAUCCACCUUUUCCGCUGGCUACAUUCAGGUAGCAGGGCGUUGUGAUAAACGUCAUUGAUAAGGUCUUCGUAGACUGCAAAACAGUCCUUAUUUUUGCGUAUUCAAGUACGCGCGAGCAGUCAAUCAAAAGGUCUGGAACGAGGCUGAAAAUAGAGAGCGAGACUAGGCAGAGAGGCUUGCGCGCUUCGCGCGCGUACUACUCUUACGCCACGCUUCACCGAUUCUUUACUGAUUUUGAGAAAAAAACCGACUGUUUUGCAGUCUAGGGUCUUCGUUCUAGUUCGUCAAAAAGUCUGGUCACACUACAAAAUCGAUACAAGGGACGGCGAGGUCUCGUUUGAAGUUUUACCCGGCUACUUUUAAAAAAGAGAACCCUAUCAACAUAGCCUGCACGACAGACGGAACUAAUCUUCGAUUAAAUUAAGUCUGCGACCCAGGUUUGAACGAAACCAUUAACAAUACGAUAACUGACGCCGGUGCCUGUUGGUCUUGAAGAAGUGUGUUAUGAGUUAGCCGUCAUCUCCAGUCAUCUUUAUUUAGUUUUACAUCAGUUUACAUGGAUCUUCAGUUUGGGUCUUCGAUCUGCGGUUUGUUAGUCUGCAAAACAGUCCGUAUUUUUGCGUAAUCAAGUACGCGCGAACAGUCAACGAAAGGUCUGGAGUUAGGCUGAUAACGGAGAGUGAGACUGGGGCAGAGAAGCUAAAAAUACCGUAUUUUUCUCUUGGAACUUGUGGAACUCUGACGCCACACCGGGGCGUCGUGCUUUGAUAAAAGCGAUUUUGCAUUUUGAGAACCGACUGUUUUGAGGUCUAGCGGUUUGUAGACAUCCACUUGCUGCCCUAAAACUGCGAUCGCAACAUUCUAACAUCAAUACCACUAUGAUAAGGAAAGAGCCCGGUGGACGUACUUCUCUUAGCACUUGAGAGGAAAAGACGCCGACGAACAUCUAAAAUGAUCAAUAUUCAAUAAUGGCUGCGACACCAUCACUGGACGUAGCCAGAAUAUUUACAAUUAUAUUAAUUAAAAAUUCCACGGCCGUUCAUUGUAGUUGUUAGGCCGGAUAGGUUACUAACUAACCUGUUAAAUUUUCUCCAAAUAGUUGAUUAUUAUUCAAAAUUAUCGAAACAUAUUGUAAUUUAUGCACCUGCUGGGCAAGUCUAAGGCUUAUGUAAAUUCCGAAGAAACAAUAGAUCACCUUCGUCGGCAAUAUAAAGUUGUUAUUAUUAUUAUUAUUAUUAUUAUUAUUAUUAUUAUUAUUAUUAUUAUUAUUGUCUCUAUUAUCACAGUCUUUGCUGGUGUUCUUUUUGUGCAUCAGCCGGGCGCAAACCAUGCACCUAGAGUGUCAGUCACUCAAGUCAAUCAUUCUGUUCAUACACUGAGCACCUUUCUGAGGAUUCGUGCAGAUCCCAGCAUGCAGAUCUUUUGAAUCUCUGUCAUUUUACCUCUUUCUGAUACUUUCUUGAUGUUUUCUACCAUACCGUUCUUCACUGUACCAAGCGCACCAACAACCACAGGGAUCACUACGGUUUUCAUAUGCCACAUUCUCUGUAUUUCUAGUUCUAGGUCUUUGUACUUGCAUUUUUUUUCAGUUUCCUUCAGUGCGAUGUUUCUAUCUGAUGGAACAGUCAUAUCAAUAAGUUUGCAGGUAGAAUUCACUGAAUCUUUAACGAUGAUAUCUGGUCUGUUCGCUGUUAUAGUUCUAUCAGUAUUGACUGGCAUGUCCCACAUGAUGGUGAUGUUGUUGUCUUUAUUGUGUAUCACGGUCUCUGGUUCGUGUUCGUACCAUUUGUCUGUAAUCUCUAUAUCAUGAUCUUUACAUAUGCUCCAAUGGAGAUAUGCUGCAGCAUUAUUGUGCCUGGAGAUGUACUCUGUUUUGGCUAAUACCUUACAUCCAGGUACAAUAUGGUCCCCUGUCUCUUCAUGUUGCGAACACAAUCUGCAUUUGCUCUCCACUUGCUGGCCACAUAUUACUUUCUGGUAGUUUCUGGUGUUUAUUGCCUGGUCUUGAGCUGCAACAAGUAGUCCCUCUGUUUCUCCUUUCAAAUUACUUGACAACCAUUUGUUGGUGGUGACUGUGUCUACAUGAGGCUUCUCUAGGAUCUUUGGAUACUGGCCAUGCAAUGCUUUGUUUUUCCACUUUUCUUCUUUCAUUGACUUUAUCCUGGACUUAAACACGUGUUUCAGGGCUUUAGAAUUUUCAGAGGCAGAUUUAUCUUCUCUGUUCUCAAUCUCUGGCAUUGUUACUUCCCUUUUGAAUUUAGUAGCAUUCUUGGAUAUUGAAUUUUUGGCUUUAGAUCUUUCAUGUUCAAGCACCUGCUUUGGAUAUUGCCAUUCGUUGUGCUUCAGAUAGUGAUCAAGCCCUAUUGUUGCAGUUUUGAAUGCUGUUUCUACAUCAAUCAGGCCCCUACCUCCAUCUUUUCUUGGGAUGUACAGCCUUUCCGCAUCUGCUUUAGGAUGUAACAUCUUGUGCAUGUUCAAUAGUUUGCGUGUUUUUGUGUCAAUCUUCUUCAGUUCUGAGAUUUUCCAGUCAAUGAUGCCAAAGCUAUAUUGCGCAACUGGGACUGCAGGACUAUUGAUAGCUUCUAUUUUGUUUCUUCCAUUGAGCUCAGUUCUUAGGAUUAAUCUUACUCUCCUAUUAUAUUCUUUUCUUAUCUUCUCUUUCAUUUUGCUAUGGUGGAUACCGUCACUUUCAUCUACACCCAGGUAUUUGUAUACUCCUUCCUGGUUCAACUCUUGUAUUUCUCUGUCAUCAUCUAUUAUUAUGUUUCCAGUUGAGGCCAGUUUACCUUUCAUGAAACUGACUUUGGCACAUUUCUCAAGUCCGAAUUCCAUACCAAUAUCAUCACUGAAUUGUUUCACUAUUUUCAGUUCUCCAACUUGUUCUUGCUCGUUCUUGCUAUACAAUUUUAGAUCAUCCAUAUAAAACAGAUUGCUUAUUGGAGCACUUGUAACCAUACCAAGAUGUAGCCAGCUCUGAUGUUAAAGGUACAAGGGCUAGGCAAAAUAGCAGAGGUGAGAAUGAAUCUCCUUGAAAGAUCCCUUUUUUGAUCUUGAUUUGAUCUGUUGUGAUACAUCCAUCAUUGUAAGAUAGCUUCAUCGUAGUUUUCCAGUUGCACAUUGAGGUUCUCAUGAACUUGAUUAGUUUUUCAUUAAAUCUGUAAAUCUGUAAGGUCUUCAGUAUCCAGCUGUGAGGAACACUAUCAUAGGCUUUUCUGUAGUCUAUCCAAGUCAUACUCAAGUUCUUUUUCUUCUUUUUGCAGUCUUCUAUGAUCAUUUUAUUUAUUAGCUGAUCUUUGCAUCCAUAUGAACCCCUGACACAACCUCUCUGUUCUUCCGGCAAUAUAUCAUUCUUUGUGAUAUGGGUGUAGCUUCUAUCAGUUAAAAUCGAUGUGAGCACCUUGCAGGAUGUUGAUAAACAGGCAAUUGGUUUAUUAUUAUUAUUAUUAUUAUUAUUAUUAUUAUUAUUAUUAUUGCGGGAAACAAGAGGAGCCCUCAGUCCUGAUCUCCAGGUUGCUAUUGUGCAUGAGCAUGUAGCUAGUAUGAGUUUGGAACUUCUAUUAUUCGUAAUCUGAUUACAAGUACAUAGAACUUCUAUUGCAUGAAAUGGACGCAAAGCACAGCGUUAGAAAAAGGGUGAUCUUCUUCUCACCCGCGCUCCCUAAUCUUGGUUAUUACUAGUUGUUAUUAUUAUUAUUAUUAUUAUUAUUAUUAUUAGCAUUAGCAUUAUUAUAUUCAAGGUUCUAAUAGUACAUGUAGUUUGUCGCUGUACAGGGUAGGAGAUCCACUUCACUCGCCUCAGUCCUCUAAGCCUAGUAUUAGGAAUUUUCAUGUGGAGGCCAUAACAUGCCAUAACACUUUUGCCGGCUGUUGCUGCGACAGUCAGUUGAUCCCGAGGCGAGGGAUAAGUCGCGCGUUUACAGCCUUGUCGACGUUGCACUAGUUACGCAUUCCAAUGAUAGCAUCAUUAUCAUCAUCAUCAUCAUCAUUUAUUGCUUUUUAUUAUAUAGACACAAGUGUUUUACGGUAAAAUAUACCUCUCGUAAAAUUCAUAAAAACUACAUCCGGGACCCGAGUGGUUUAUUUUCCACGAACUCACACGUGAGUUUAUCGGUGACGUAAUUUCGGUCAUUUCCCUCUAUUAUGUUAUCGAUGUCUUUUUGCCUAUAUAAUAAAAAGAACAUUACACGUCGGCUUGAAGAUAUGAAUUUUAUUUUCUCGUGGCAAAAACAAUAUUUCAUUCACUCGCUGCGCUCGUUCGUAAAAUAUUGUUUUGCAAAAUAUAAAAAAUAUAGUUCACAUCUUCGCGCCACCGUCUAAUAUCCUCUAUUUAAUUUCUGGAAGACCAGUACAUAAAAGUGGUUGUUGUGACAAGAUUGAAGAGUCUAUGGUCUGUUAAAGUUGUGGAAAAGAUAUUUUGAGUAACUACUCACUCUUAGUCGCUUCUGAUCUCUUCUUAGGCUGACGACUAUCCUACAAUCAUGAACGACGUAUACGAGAACAAUAACAGUUUUGUCGAGAAAGAUUCAUUUAUGGCGAAGGAAAUAACAUUUUAUCGACUGGAUGAUAAUGCUAGCGGAUUCCAGGUCAGUGUGACGAAAGCCAGAAUGUCUUCGUUUUGAAUUGUUUUUCAGACGGCAAGACAGUCUUAUUUUCAUGUAUUAUUCAAACGGUGCGUUGUAUCCAAAUCAAAGGUCUGGAGUAAGUACAAAACUAAGCCCGGGUGGAGAGGCGGAUACUCCCAUAAAUUUCGGGUAGGUGUGUGCUGCCCAUGGUUCAGGAACCCCUUGCUGCAGUUGUUCAAGAGAUGGAUAACGCUAUCCAGCGGAUAAAUCACUAUCCACUGAAUAUCGCAAUUAGUUUCCCUAACACUUAUCCGUUGUAUAGUGAUUUAUCCGGUGGAUAGCGCUAUCCAACUUUUGAACAACUGGGGCCUGAUGUGUAAGGAUGAAACAAACGAAAUCUGAUACCCUAGUUAAGGCUCGAACCCGAAAAAUGACACCCUCUUCAGGGGAAAAACAAAACCUAACAAUUUAAUAUCAACACACUACUACGCUAAGGGAUAGUUCAGUUUUAACAGAUUUUUUCUCAGUCUCGUCAUCUUGCUGGACGUUUACGCACUUGAAUUUUAGCUGCUUCAGUUUAGGUACCCAAUCUUUGGAUCAAGGCCAACAAGGGCAAAAAAUGAUACCCUGUUUAUGGUUCAAGACCCUCAAAAACCAUACCCUACUGGGCGGCACACCGGGGCGGCACCCCGGGCGGCACAUACUUAUCUAACCCAUAAUUGGGAGUACGCCGCGGGAAACUAAGUGAAACUGGGGAAAAUGAAGCUCACAAGCGAGCAUUCUUGUUGCUUUUAGUGGUCUUUAACACCUUACAACAGUGAUUUAGUUUGAGAAAAAUAAACGGCUAUUUUCAUAUCCAGCCGUCAUGGUAAGCUGCUUGAAAUAGACUCUAGACAGUCGAGCGAGAGCACAGGGAACCCGAACGCUGUAUUAACUAAUAGAAAAAUUAGAUGUAUUUACGCUGUAUUAGCUGAUAAAAUAAUAUGUAUUUACCUUUGUUCCUGUGUCUUUAUGAGUCGUUUUGGAAGGGAUUUGAAUCCGAUCAGACAGAGACGGUUAACAUUGCUGGUUAUCAAAUGCGUUUGCUUGUCUGGCGCCUUGUAAAUAAGACGUUCAAGUCUCGUCGCACGUUUCUAAUAUUGUUAACUAUUAACUCAGUUAAUAGUUAACAUGACAAUAUUAGAAACGUGAGACGAAACUUAAAGACGCGCCAGACAAGCAAACGCAUUCACGGAUAACCAGCAAUGUUAACAGUCUCUGAUCGGAUUCAAAUCCCUUCCAAAACGACUCAUAAAGACACAGGAACAGAGGAAAAUGUAUCUUAUUAUUUUAUUAGCUAAUACAGCGUAAAUACAUCCAAUUUUUUCUAUUAGGUAAUACAGCGUUCGGGCUCGCUGUGGCGAGAGACUAAAUAUGAGCAAACCUGAGAACAGGAAAUGGAUGAACCCCGGAGAGCUCCAACCCCCAGUUUCCCAUCGAGUUGCCAGUGCUGUAUUAUGGCAAGUUUAUUUUCACAUAACCUGCUGUGAAAAAAGGCUAUAGGUAAUUCGGAAUUAGCUUAUCGUACCUUCUUAUACCCGCAGAACUUUAAAUCAUUGUCUUGUUUGAUCACCUGACCAGGACACGCUUAGUGCCAUAGUGAACUACCUGACGCAGCUUCCAAGGAUGGUUCUAGAUGGUUCCAUAAAGUUCCCGAAGGAGCCCUCGGAUAUAGCUCGCAAAGUCUUCGCAGACCCGAUCGUUAGCGACUUUCUGAUUCGUUCCUCGCGCCUAGCAGUGUUUUCUAAAGAGCUGGCCAAAUCCUUCAGAGGUGAUCUUGAUGCGCUUGCCGUUAUUAAGCAACUCAAGUUUUUCUACAACUUACCAACUGUCGCUGUGCUGCAGCAGUUUGCGAAACUCGUUGCAAGGUUAGUCCUCUAACCUUUUAUCGAUAAAUAAUUAUUAAGACCAGUUUGGCGGAAUUCGAAACAUGUCGACGACGCAAGCGCAAUGCACAAGUCGCGCAAGCACUAUGAACAGAUCUCUCAUGAGGUACCUCGGUAGCUGGCGGGACAAGAGUAGGGUGUAGUGCAAUUUGACUCUUCCCAAUUCCUAUUGUGGCUUAACAGCCUAGACAAAAUACAUAAAAAGCACGCGUGGACUUAAGCAAUUGCACGCGAUAAAUCCCUCCAGCUACGCAGGUUACACAUAAGAGAAAUUAAACCUUUACUGCUAAUUUUGUUAGCCUUUCCUCACUCCGCUAUUUAGGUCAUUGCAAUCAAUAUUUAUUACCUUCAUUAAUCCUUUUACUGGAACAUAGGAGGCUGCAAUGGUCCUUCAGAGCUCUGUUGGUUAGACCGAUUGUACUGAUAUAGGAGUUGUUGAACCCAGCUGAAACACUGGAUAUUUUCCUCGGGCUGGCACCCUCGUUUUCCUCAUCUGGCGGGUUCACCGCUCGACAUUCGCUCGCCUUUACUCCCCUCGGUAGAUCUGAAAAAAAAGAGAGACGGCGUGCAUGCAGUCUAGUUUUCACACAGCAGCGAGAACCAUUUUUUUUAAAUUACUGACAUUAUCAUUAGGGAGCUUAAGCAGCGACGUUUUUGAGCCACGCACGUCAACCGGAAGUGAGGUAUUUUCCCUCUUAACAUGCCUUGAUGAUAUAAAAUUUGUAUUCCUUAGCUUCUUUACUGUUAUAGAGGCGAUUUGACUGAAAAUUUGCGCGAAACCACCGUCAAAAAAUGAAAAAAGGCCACUUCCGGUUGACGUGCGUCGCUCAAAAACGUUGUUGCUUAAGCUCCCUAUUAACAGAUGACAACCGUAUCUUUCCAUAGAACGGAUAAUGUAGAGGCAACGAAGAAAUGGAACAGCAUCAUUGAGAAGAUUGCAGCUUGCGGACUCGGUUCAAUGACUGUUCGUGUUUUACUCCAAGAAAUAGAGGGCCCCCAAUGCUAUCUGGAUAACGCUGAGUACCUUGAGGAGGCAGACCCACACGCAGUAUAUCCUACAUCAAUUUAUCGCACCUGCGAGGGUUACGUGUUGGCAAAACCCGAUGCUUCCGUGAUUGAAAGUACCAUGAGCCUGUCUCUAACAACUACUAUUAAAAUUGUCAGUGGUGUGCUGAAUCCUGCCAAUCAUGAGCUGAGGAAUAUUUACCAGGCCCUUGGAAGGUAUACCAUCCUACGCGACCCCUUUUACAUUUCGUUCUAAAAUAAAAACUUGCUUUCUUGAUGUAGUUAGAACGGUUUUUUAAUUGUGCUUGGCGUAUAAGGUAGCAGUGUUUACCUUUUAUUUUAGAAUAGUCCUUUUGGAAAGAAGAUUACCUCACACCCUUAUUCAGUAGCCAAUCACAAGCAAAGAAGACCAUCAAAUAUUGCACCCAUGCGCAUGGCGUCGGCUAUGUCUUUUUCUUUUCUUGUUUGUUUUUUUACUUCAGGCUGGUUUUUAGGCACUUAACUGAGUCAACCUCUCUUUUGCCAAAUGUAGCACGAUAUGGUUUUCCCCUGCCCACAACCGUCCCUUAUUGUUGUUUUUAGCAACCACAGUAUGACAUUAUGUUUUAAUGGCAGUUAAAAAACAAAAUGAUUCAACAUUCAGUCCCCUUUCUUUAUUUUCUUCAGAUGCGUCGCUGUUGUUGACGACAAAGUGGAGAAACUCUACGGCAACGCACUUCAAGCCUACUUCGACCGGUACAACAUCGAGCUGUGCAAGCUGGUUUUCUCCGGGAAUGAAGCCAACAAAGAUGUUUCAACUGUGGAAAAUAUUCUUGUGUCGUUGAAAAGGAAGCGCGUCUCCAGAAACGAGCCGGUGCUGGUGAUUGGCGGUGGUGUAAUAUCAGAUGUCGCUGGCUUUGCCACGGCACUGUAUCACCGAAACACCCCAUACGUUAUGCUCUGUACGAGCAUCGUAUCUGGAAUUGACGCCGGACCCUCCCCUCGCACCUGCUGUGAUGGCUUUGGCUUCAAGAAUCUGUACGGAGCAUACCAUCCCCCUGUGCUUACACUUACAGAUAGAUCAUUCUUCCGAACCCUUCAUCAUGGUUGGCUGAGACAUGGCAUCGCUGAAAUCAUCAAAAUGGCAGCAGUGAAGGACGAAAGUCUCUUUAACUUGCUGGAGAAAGGAUCCUCUGAUCUAGUGUGGACAAAAUUUGGAACCGAGAUGGAAGAUUUUAAUGGUGAUCAUACAGAAUUUGGAAAGCUGUGUGAUUUGAUCAUUGGGAAAGCUCUUGAAAGGUAAGUGUCUUAACUUUCGUCUUCCCAUCGGAGGGGGAAACAGCUUCGACUGGCUACCAAAGGCUUCCCGUGACAAUACCCUGAACUUCUGGAUGAGUCACCUUGGGCCUAAUUGCCAUUACAUAUGCAUGAGGCGAAAAUCUUGUAAAGUCCAGUAAUCCAUAAGAAAGCUAUAGAAGAACUUUUUUGCUGCCUUUUACCAUGCCCAAGAAAGUGGUGCGUGGAUAAGUUCAUUAUUUUAUUGUCAGGCAAUAGUUAAUGGUCAAUUGUCUUGGGUAUUUUUCAGCUACGUGAUAUCUGAAUACGGAAACCUUUGGGAAACGCACCAGUGCCGUCCACAUGCCUUUGGUCAUACAUGGAGCCCUGGGUACGAGCUGCCAGCCGGCAUGCUCCAUGGCCAUGCAGUAUCGACUGGAAUGGGAUUUGGGGCUUAUCUUUCUUUCUGCGAGGGUUGGACCACUCGGGCUGAACUUGAUCGCAUCUUGACCCUGCUGAGUGAUCUGGAGUUGUCCUUGUGGCACCCAAUCAUGCAAGACGUGCAGCGCAUCUACAGUUCUCAGGAGAAAAUGAUCGAAAAACGUGGGGGUAAUCUCGCAGCCCCUGUUCCCAAGGGCAUUGGCAAGUGCGGAUACAUCAACCACCUGCCUUACGAGCUCCUUGUCAUACGCCUUCAAGAGUACCUGAAGAUCUGCCAAGGUUACCCCAGAGGAGGCCUGGGAGUAGAGGCACACUGCAGGGAUGUUGGAUUAGAAGACCCGACAGAGGGCAGCGUGAAUCAGGCACUUCCCGAGGUGCUCAACGGGUUCGAAAAUGGUUACCGUGACGACACGACAGACAACGACGACGUCCUCGUAAGCAAUGGCCAUGCAGAACUACACAAAGGGUAUGAAAAAGAUUUUCAGCCAGGCGAAAAACGCAAGGAGCUGUCAUACUCUGAAUGGAUCGAAGCUGUACAGAAAAAGAGAACAAAGAACAUUCCUUCCCACGUCGCUUUUGAAAAAGCUGAAGAUACACCAAACCCACCCGUUUUCAAGCCUAACGAAUUGUGUCAUCCAGGUAAAUAUACGUCACGCAAUGUAAACGAUAUCCGGCCUCUCAGUUAGUGACGUUUUCCGAUGAUCGGAAGUUCUUAAUAUCUUGGCUUGUCAUCCAAACAUGGUCUAAAAAAAAUUAUAGAUACAGUCCAGGAACAGGAAAAAUUCCAGGAAUUAUGCUCUGGUUUGAAUAAACUAUUUUCUUUUAAGUAAACAAAAAUUAAAAUUGUACACUUUAAAGAAUGUUAAACCAUGUGAAUAUAGCAUUUGAAUAUGAUGCCUUGUAAUAGAAAAGUCACUUCUUGUAGAGUUUAAUUUAUCCAUACCGUUUAUUAAUUACAAAUGGCAAAAAUGAAAUUGAAGGACAAAAAUUCAAGCCGAACUAAAAAGUACUCUUUUUUCUCAAGGUGUUGAAGACUACGCUAUCAACAUGACGCAGGUUCCAAGUCUAGACAUACAGAAGAUUGCCCUCGCCACAGAGGACCAAGAAAUGUUCACUCCAUGUAUGGUAGGACAGCUGGAAGCACAGUUCUUAAAGAUGAUGGCACAGCUGGCCAAUGCUAAGAGGGUACUUGAUGUGGGUACGUUUACUGGGAUGUCUGCCAUGGCGUUCGCUGAAGGGCUACCAUCAGAUGGUGAAGUAGUGACUAUUGAAUUCGACCCUAAGAUAGCUUCAGUCGCUGAUCAGUUGUUCCGCAGUUCGUCACAGUGCCACAAGUUAACUCUUAAGGCAAGUUUUGCACGUCGUUAACACUUCACUUUUGCACAUAUCGCUAUAUCUUGCAAUCUACGCAACUUAACCACCUUCGGCUCCAGCGAUAACAAUAAUUCACAUGAUAAUUUCGUCUUUUUCUCAAUACUUUUUAAUCGGCUCAAGGCGAUUCAUCAAUCCAUCGAUCAAUCAGCCCAUAUAGACAUAUAGCGUAUUAAUUAGAGAUCCAUCCAUCCAGACAGCCAUUCAUUUAUCCUAUACUGUUCUGUUCACCCACCAGCCCGUUCACCCUUAAUUACUAUCCAUUCAUUCGCCCUUACAAAUUGGUACUCGUUCACUCGAUCCUAGAGCUAUUCAUUCAUCAUUUUUAUCUAUUUUAUUUGAUAAUUAAUUUUUGAUUUAAUUAUUCCAUUAAAUGUUCCAUUAGGUUGGAGAUGCCGUUAGCGUCAUGAAUGAGCUUAAUUCCUCGGAUGAGAAGUUCGACAUUGUGUUCUUAGACGCAUCCAAGGAUCAGUACACCUCUUACUACAAGAUCGCUCUUGACAUGCUUACACCCUCUGGCUUCAUCAUGGCGGACAACUCACUGUGCGCGCUGCUUUACGAUGAAGAUGAUUCCAGAAGACAGGCCUUACAUGACUUCAACCAGAUGAUCAAGAAUGACAAGCGAGUAGAACAACUAGUGGUGCCUUUCAGGGAAGGCGUGUCUAUUAUAAGACCCAAAAAAUAUCUGUGAAAGAGACAUUAUUUAAUUAUAUUCUGUAUAUUCAAUUUUUUUGAGGGUCAAGGGAUAAUAAAUAGCAUAAAAUUAGUGAACUGCGAUUAUCAUUUACUUUUGUCAAGGCACUUUGCAAAGCCCUGUCUUACAGUUAUCAAUUUACCUCUUAUCACUCUAUCCAGUACAGUCGACUCCCGAGAACUCGAAUCUUCUAGGGAAAUCGAAAAAAGUUCGAGUUAUCUCGCCUGUUCCAGGCGCUCGGAUAGUAGAGUGCGUCGCGAAGGAGACAGCGAGACCACCCCUCGUUGUUGAUGUUGUUUUUUUUCUGUUCACAUCUCUUGCGGCUGUCCCCACGAUCUGAACGCCUGGAACAAGCCAAGAGUUAUCGGGAGCUUGAAGCAAAUAACCGGGAAUAAGGAAAUAAGCAAAUGGAUGAGGAGGACUGUGCACGUAUCAUGCACAAUUCACUUCAAGGGCAGC